This is a messenger RNA of Jaculus jaculus (lesser Egyptian jerboa), 3303 nucleotides long. RefSeq names its product methyl-CpG binding domain 4, DNA glycosylase (gene Mbd4). Gene Ontology annotation, cellular component: nucleus. NCBI's taxonomy places the organism in Eukaryota, Metazoa, Chordata, Mammalia, Rodentia, Dipodidae. Gene Ontology annotation, biological process: DNA repair. The transcript is spliced from 8 exons. Gene Ontology annotation, molecular function: DNA binding; pyrimidine-specific mismatch base pair DNA N-glycosylase activity. The record is from RefSeq and is a predicted model, not a curated record. The coding region runs from base 145 to 1824 and encodes 559 amino acids.
GAGGCUGUGGAGUGUGACUGAUGUUUGCGGUGCAGCCAUUUGGGUCCCGCCCAGCGCUCCGAGUUGUAGUUUUCACGUUGUGCUCGGCUCUGCGCCCAGGACUGUUUUGUCCUGUUGUCGCAGCCGGACCCUAGUGGACGGGGCAUGGCUGGGAUGGAGAGUCCAAGCCUUGGUGACAGCGGAGAUGCCCUCUCGGACACCUCCCGUGAGAGCCUAUUGGUACCAGACAGACGUUGUGACUUCCGCAAGGAAGAUGUGGAACUGGAAAGAGUGAGAGAAGAAAACCAAAUGGUGAUUAAAAAGAGAAGUGAGUGCGACCCCCUUCUACAGGAACCUGGUGCCUCUCAGUUUGGUUGUAGUGCAGUGACAGAAUGUCAUAGGCCUGUCCCAUGUGGAUGGAAAAGAGUUGUGAAGCAAAGAUUAUCUGGGAAAACAGCAGGAAGAUUUGAUGUGUACUUUAUCAGCCCACAAGGAUUGAAGUUCAGAUCCAAACGUUCACUUGCUAAUUACCUUCACAAAAAUGGAGACAUUUCUCUUAAGCCAGAAGACUUUGAUUUCAUCGUGGUGUCCAAAGCGGGCAUCAAGUCAGGAGGUAAAGACUGCAGCCUGACAGCUCUGACUUCCCAACUGCAAAAUGAAAGCAACAUCUCAAUCCGGAACCUCAGGACACGAAGCAGGUGGAAAAAAAAUAGUAGUUCAGAGUUGCAAGACAGCAGAGGACCGUCUAACUCUGUUAAUUUGCAGUUGGAAGAAGAUAAGGAUGUUAGCCCCAAGAAGAUUCAAAAGUCCAAAAAAGCCAUGUCUGUUUUGAAAGAAACUCAAACUAAGAAAACCAAACAAAGGUUCAGGAAGAAUCGUCCAGGUUCUGGACAAAGUAAGGGAAAAGGAGACUCCAUGUGUGAUACAGCAGCUGUUGAAAGUGAGCCUGCCCCACGACAAAGUCAGUGUGAUGGAACUGUCUGCAUCGCUGAUGCCAGAGCAAGCAACCAGACCCUCAGUGUGACCUGUAGAAGAAAGGGCCUUCUGAUGGAAAAAUCAUUGAAUUCAGUAUCAGAUUUUCAUUUUGAGCCAGUAGCUUCUUGCACCACUGACAAAUCAUGUUCAACUGAAGUAACAGAUCAUGCAAAGUGUGAUACCUUUUUGGAACCAGAGGAAAUCAGAACAGAAGUAGAAGAUGGAGAAAGGAAAGAGCAUUUGCAUAUCAGCAUUUUAGAACGUGGCUCUCAAAUGCCCGACUGCUCACAAGCAAAGAAAGACUUUGCUUCUGAGACAGCAUUUCAAGAAGACACCAUCUCACGAACACAAGUAGAAAGAAGAAAAACAAGUCUGUAUUUUUCCAGCAAGUAUAACAAAGAAGCUCUUAGCCCCCCACGACGCAAAGCCUUUAAGAAAUGGACACCUCCUCGGUCCCCAUUUAAUCUUGUUCAAGAAACACUUUUCCAUGAUCCAUGGAAGCUUCUCAUUGCAACUAUAUUUCUCAAUCGGACCUCAGGCAAGAUGGCAAUACCUGUACUUUGGGAGUUUCUAGAGAAGUACCCUUCAGCUGAGGUAGCACGAACUGCAGACUGGAGAGACGUGUCAGAACUUCUUAAACCUCUUGGUCUCUAUGAUCUCCGAGCAAAAACCAUUAUCAAGUUCUCAGAUGAGUAUCUUACAAAACAGUGGAAGUACCCAAUUGAGCUUCAUGGGAUUGGAAAAUAUGGCAACGACUCUUACCGGAUUUUUUGCGUCAAUGAGUGGAAACAGGUGCACCCUGAAGACCACAAGUUAAAUAAGUAUCAUGACUGGCUUUGGGAAAAUCAUGAAAAAUUAAGUCUGUCUUAAAGCCCUUUGAAGUUUUGAAACUCAUCAUUGUUGCAUUGCUUUGUGCUUCAAUUUUUAAUAGCUCCAUAGUAUAUAAUAAGUCACUUUUCCAGGCAUAUAGAUUUUAAUUGUGUAUUGGAAGCCAAGUGUAUAUUUUGAGGGGGGCAUGGGUUUAUUUGUUUUUAACAGUACAUCAUGCUGUAGCCCAGACCUAGAACCAGUUGUGGCACAGGCUGGCCUCAAACUUGUAAUGGUUCUCCUACCUCGGCCUCCAGAGUGCUGAGAUUAUAGAUAUAAGCCACUAUGCCCAGCAACCAACAUAUGUAUUUUUUCCUUUUUGUGUGUGCUGUGUUUGUAUGUAAGUGUAUGCAUAGGUGUGUGUCGAUGCAUAUGGCCCAAUGCACAUGUGUGCAGAGGCCAAAGGAGAAUAUCACAGGUCCUACUCUAUUGCUCUUCUGCAGUUUCCUUGAGACAAAGUCUCUCACUGGAUCCGGAGCUACUGGUGACCCCUACAUCCCAUACCCCGUCCCCAUGAGACUGCUGACCAGGGAGCCCCAAUGAUUCUUCUGUCUCCACCCCCUAUAGGACUGGGUUUACAGGAAUGUGUGGCCAUGCCCAGCAUUUUACAUGGAUGCUACAGAUCAAACUCAGGCCCUCUCCUACCAUCUUUGGCCCUCGUCCUUGCACAGCGAGCACUUACCCAUUCAUCCGUCUCUCCAGUCCCCAGUAUGUCAGUAUGCAAUUUCUUAAGGACUCUGCUUCUGGUAGAUCUUGGUUGCUGAAUGUUGUAGAAAUAUUUUGACAUUUUUAAAAAAAUGAUAAUAGUCCUAAAAGUGUACACAAUUUUCCAAUAAUGAAAUUUGAUAUGGAGAUGAAAAAUGAUUUUAUAAACUGUCCAGUACUACAAAGCACAUUUCUAACACUCCUGCUAGAGGAAAGACUAAAUCUUCUAUUCUCUUUCUAUAGAAAAUAUUACUGUAUCUAAUUGCUGUGUGAAGAAUCAGUCAAAGACUUUGUCAUUGUUUUUAUUUUGUUUUAUUGAGGUAAAGUUUCAUUCUAGCCCAGACUGACCUGAUGCUCACUCUGUAGUCCCAGGCUCACCUUGAAUUCAUAGUGAUCCUCAGAGUGCUAGGAUUAAAGGUGUGUGCCACCACACCUAAUGAGUUUGUCAUUUUUUUAUUACAGGUACUGUAAUACCUUUACCUUUGAAAGAAAUCACUGAACAAAAAAUUCUAAAUUAAGCUGGGCAGGGUGGUACACACAUGUCAUCCCAGCACUCGGGAGACUGAAGCAGCAGAAUUGUGAGUUUAAGGCCAACCUAGACUAUACAGUGAGGCCCUGUCUCAAAAAAAAAAAUCCAUAAUUAUUGUCUUAAAUACAAAACACCCUUUUACAUUUAAAAAAAAUUAAUUUACUUGAGAGCAACACAGAGAGAAAGAGGCAGAUAGAGAGAAUGGGCACACCAGGGCCUCCAGCCACUGCAAACAAACUCCAGACACG